GCCACGUGAUCUACACUGCAGCCGGGUCACCCACUUCAAACUUCAUUCACAAAGUCUAUCUAAUCAAACAAAUAAAAAAUAUUGAUAAACAAACAGUAUAUAUUUUCUCGUAGUCUUGUCAUAAUGUCGCUCUCCGCAGCGCGCUCGUUUCUGUCGGAGGCCGCUUACGGCGAGCAGGAGCUGGACGCCAAUUCAGCGCUGAUGGAGCUUGAUAAAGGUUUGAGGUCUUGUAAACUGGGCGAGCAAUGUGAAGCCGUGGUCCUUUUCCCCAAACUCUUCCAGAAGUAUCCCUUCCCCAUCCUCAUCAACUCAGCCUUUCUGAAACUGGCAGACAUCUUUAGACUUGGGAACAACUUCCUGCGACUCUGUGUGCUGAAGGUCACGCAGCUGAGCGAGAAACACCUGGAGAAGAUCCUGAACGUGGACGAGUUCGUCAAAAGAGUGUUUUCCGUCAUCCAUAGCAAUGAUCCUGUUGCCAGAGCAAUAACUCUCAGGAUGUUGGGAAGCUUAGCCUCCAUUAUUCCAGAGAGGAAAAAUGCCCACCACAGCAUCCGGCAAAGUCUGGACUCUCAUGAUAAUGUUGAAGUAGAAGCGGCUAUUUUUGCAGCUGCUAGUUUCUCUUCACACUCUAAAGAUUUUGCUGCAGGGAUUUGCAACAAGAUUAGUGAAAUGAUUCAAGGAUUGGACACUCCAGUGGAGCUGAAGCUGAAGUUGAUCCCGAUGCUCCAGCACAUGCACCAUGACGCCAGUCUGGCCUCGUGCAGCAGAGAGUUACUCCAGGAGCUGGUGUCCUCCUACCCGUCCACAGCCAUGCUCAUCGUCACUCUGCACACCUUUACCCAGCUGGCCACCUCCUCGCUCGUCGAUAUCCCUGAGCAGAUUCGUCUUCUUCUCCAGUACUUGAAGGAGGACCCCAGAAAAGCAGUGAAAAGACUCGCCAUUCAGGAUCUCAAGCUAUUGGCUAAAAAAGCUCCUCACUUGUGGACCAGGAAGAACAUAAUGGUGCUGUGCGAGUGUGCUCUCAGCACCCCGUACAACAGUCUGAAGCUGGGAAUGCUCUCUGUUCUCUCCACACUAUCUGGAACCAUCGCAAUUAAACACUACUUCAGCCCUAAUACAGGUGAGGCGUCUCCUGCCCCCCGUCACACUGACCUGGUGAAGCUGGCGCAGGAGUGCUGUUACCAUAGUAACCUGGCAGUGGCAGCCCAUGGAAUCACUGUGUUGACCAGCAUCGCUGUUUCUUGUCCAGAGAAAGAGGUCAUCCAGCUGGAACAAGAAACCGUGAUGGGGAUGGAGUCUCUCAUCCUGCUCUGCAGUCAAGAUGACAGUAAAACUGCACAGGUGACACUUAAAACGGCGCUCACCUCUUUGGUGAAGAUGUUGAAGAGCUGUGCUCAUCUCAGUCAGAGCUCUGUGGACCUCCUGCUGGGACAGCUGCACUGCGCAUGUGACUCCGCACGGGUGCUCAUGUGUCAGGCUCUGGCUGCUAUUGCCACCCAGCAGCCGGUGCUGGCAGAGGGGAUGCUGGGAGAUCUGCUGGACCUCUUCAGGGUGGCGAGUCACAGAACAUCAGAGAAACAGCAGGAGCUUCUGGUUUCCUUGGCAACAGUAUUAUUUGUGGCCAGUCAGGCCUCACUCUCGGCUGAGGUGAAGACGGUGAUCAGGCAGCAGUUGGAGAAUGUGGCCAAUGGUUGGACGGUGUACCGCAUUGCCAGACAGGCCUCCCGCAUGGUGAGCCCACUUCCACUUCACUGGAUGAUGGCAAUUAUGAAUCAAUAGUCGGGUUUUAAUAUA
Messenger RNA from Pimephales promelas (fathead minnow), 1794 nucleotides. Lineage: Eukaryota; Metazoa; Chordata; Actinopteri; Cypriniformes; Leuciscidae. The record is from RefSeq and is a predicted model, not a curated record.